This is a messenger RNA of Malassezia restricta, 708 nucleotides long. RefSeq names its product transcription initiation factor TFIID subunit 11. Gene Ontology annotation, cellular component: transcription factor TFIID complex; nucleus. The record is from RefSeq and is a predicted model, not a curated record. The transcript has a single exon. Gene Ontology annotation, biological process: RNA polymerase II preinitiation complex assembly; transcription initiation at RNA polymerase II promoter. Bases 1 to 708 code for a protein of 235 amino acids. Gene Ontology annotation, molecular function: transcription coactivator activity; protein heterodimerization activity. Lineage: Eukaryota; Fungi; Basidiomycota; Malasseziomycetes; Malasseziales; Malasseziaceae.
AUGGACGAUACGCCCACGAGCCGCAAGCGUGGGCGCAAGUCGGAGGCGCCGCCGACGCCGGUGGACGUGCUGGACGAAGUCGAUGACGAGCUCGUCGGAUGGCCGGCGAAGCGCGGCAAGAAGCGGAAGAAUGACAGCGGCGCACGCGAGCGGUCGUCCAGUGUGCGCGGCGCCAGUGCCGAUCGGCGCAGCGCGUCGCGCGUGCCGGACAGUGCGGACGAUGCGCGGCACGAGUCGGACGACAACGACGACGAUGCGUCCGAGGACGAGUCUGAUGUCGCCGAGGGCGACGCGCUCGCAGACGACGAGUUUUCGCGGCAGCAGACCAUCUAUGCCGCGCAGCAGCGGAGUAUGGGUCUCUUGUCGCACCUGAUGGACGAGGACCAACUGGAGCGGCACAUGGCCUCGCGACGUGGCUCGCUCAAUAAGGGCAGUGUGCGCAAGCUCGUGAACCACGUCCUGUCCCAGACAGUGAACCAGCACAUUGUGAUGGCCGUGAGCGGUGUCGGCAAAGUGUUUGUCGGCGAGAUGGUCGAGCUCGCGCGCACCGUGCAGCGGGAGCGCCACGAGAGCGGGCCGAUCCUCCCGCUGCAUCUGUACGAAGCGUAUCGCCGCUACAAAAAUGCCCAGGAACGCCCGGGUCGCUUUCCACCAGGGCUAUCGAGUGGCGGGGCGGGCCUGGGCCGGCGCCGGCGCCUGUUUUCAUAG